AUGAAUGCCGAAAUCCGGACGUUAACGACUUCCAAGGCCGGCGCGGGGCCGAACGGGCGGGUAAUGGCGGUUACACUGCAUGGGGCUGGUUCGGCUCAUAAACGCAGUUUCGAUCAGACAACAGACACCGCGACACCUACGGUAUUACCUCUUGCAAAGCGGCGAAAAUCGCAGACGCCCGCGGCGGCGGAUGGUCCCGAGCGUCGCCUUGGAUUCUCGCGGUCUCAUCCGCCCUCUGAGAAUGCCAAGCCUGUCCGACCCGCGACUCCUCCAGCGUCUUCGUCGGCACGUGAUCACGCGAAUGGAGCAACGGCUAGUACACCUAAACGCUCGCCGUGGAAGGUCCGUUCAAAAUAUUCACUGUCAAAUGAGAAAGUCAGAGAUCUUGGAAACGGUUCACCCAUUACCCACAGUACCGCUGGACGAGACCCACAAACGACGUCCCUACCGACACGGACUGGUGUACAGCCCGAAAGCCGUGCCACUUCCACCUUUGGACAGAUGAAGUCUGCCAUACCGUCUGCGGACAACAUGCCUUCCUCUUCAAAACAGCGGUUCAGUUCCGUGCAGCCACGGCUACAAGAUACCGACCGGUCAAAGCGCACCUCUUCUUCCCGUCCGGGGGAAUUCGUCAUGUCAGAAAAACAUGAGAGAAUGGCGGCGACUAUCCCAAAAAAGGUCAUGAACCCAGGUCAUGAUCGAGCCAGCCACAGUUCUCCUUCGGAAAAGUUCCGGAUCGAUAUCCCGCGACCAAUUUCCGGGUCUAGAAUGGCCACUUCGCAGCCACGCCACAACAAUGGCGCAAAGAUUCAAGUGGUGAUUGAAGAUCAACGCAAAACCCUUCUCAGGGAAUUCCAAGGCCCUUUACCCAAGUCUAAGGCUCAGAUUCAAGCAGAGAAGAAUAGGGUCUUCGCACAGUUGCAGCAGUCCACAAAGUUAGCUCGUGAAAACCCGGAACUAGUGGAGAAACUUUUUGGAACAACGGGAUUUUCGGCCGUGUUCAGCGUUGAUGACGAUGUCAAGUUUAUGCGGGACGCGGCAUCGAAGAAGAAGAAAAAGGUGAAGCGCAGCAAUAUCGGCUUGGAGAUGGAACCUCUUUCCAAGUCACUUGAUCAGUUGUCUCUCAACAAAAGCUUGAUCCAUCCCGCCCGAGCUGCGCGUGAUAUCCUCACCAGCCGCUUUGACGAAAGCCUGUGCCCACCUUUGACCUUCUCCAACGACAUAAAUGACAAACGACUUGCUGGCAAAUUCCAAUUCAUCGAUCACUAUAUCAUCGGCUCGAAAGUCAAGGUGGCACCGACCUCGACGAACUCUGGCUGUGAUUGCACGAAUUGCGCACUAUCCACCUGUACAUGCAUGACCAAGGAAGUCGAGGGACGCGCAACCCAGGUGGAAAUCUACGUCCGCCGACCCGAUGGGAUCGUUGUGCUUUCGGAUGAGCAUAUUGCUAGCGUGCUUGGAAACAACGGCGCGGACCGGCAUGAAAUAACGGAAUGUAAUGAACAUUGUGGGUGCGGUGACGACUGCUGGAAUCGGGUCGUGUGCAAAGGUCGCACCGUUCCUCUUGAAGUCUUCCAGACUGAAAAGUGCGGCUGGGGCGUCCGCUCGUCGAAAGAUAUUGUCAAAGGACAAUUCAUCGAACGAUACCUGGGCGAGGUGAUAACCACGGCCGAACUGGAACUCCGCGAAGACGCGGUGGAGGAGCACCAACCUAGCUAUGCCUAUUCGCUGGACUGGUUCAACGAUGCCGGCAACAAGGAGCCUUAUCAGGUGGAUGGCGUGGACUUUGGGUCUGCCAUGCGAUUUGUCAAUCACAGCUGCAACCCCAAUGCUAGGUCUUUCCCUGUGCAGACCCACAGAAAGGAUAAGAGGGUGUACGACCUCGCCUUCUUCGCCAUCAGGGACAUCAAGGCCGGCGAGGAGAUACGCAUCUCGUACCUGAACGACGCCGAACCCGACGACGACGAGCAUACCAUCUCGGAGGAUCUGGUCAAGUGUCAAUGUGGGGAGAACAAUUGUCGAGGCAUCCUGUGGAGACCGGGAGUCAAGACCAGACGAAGGAGGAGGAGACAGGAAUAA
Fonsecaea pedrosoi CBS 271.37 is the source of this 2079-nucleotide messenger RNA. RefSeq lists its product as uncharacterized. The record is from RefSeq and is a predicted model, not a curated record. Lineage: Eukaryota; Fungi; Ascomycota; Eurotiomycetes; Chaetothyriales; Herpotrichiellaceae. Bases 1 to 2079 code for a protein of 692 amino acids. Gene Ontology annotation, molecular function: histone methyltransferase activity; zinc ion binding; protein binding. Gene Ontology annotation, cellular component: nucleus. The transcript has 2 exons.